Aspergillus steynii IBT 23096 is the source of this 1525-nucleotide messenger RNA. RefSeq names its product NAD(P)/FAD-dependent oxidoreductase. The coding region runs from base 104 to 1069 and encodes 321 amino acids. Gene Ontology annotation, molecular function: oxidoreductase activity. Gene Ontology annotation, cellular component: cytoplasm. The transcript has a single exon. The record is from RefSeq and is a predicted model, not a curated record. Lineage: Eukaryota; Fungi; Ascomycota; Eurotiomycetes; Eurotiales; Aspergillaceae.
GCUCGAUCCCUUCAACUGAAUUGAUUCCUAUCCUCGCAUACCCUCCUAAAUUAACUAGAAUUCAACAUCAAACCCAUAAUCGAUCGAUCGAGCUCGAUCGACCAUGUCAACGUCGCCAGAAGGAAUCUACGAGCCAGGCAUCGUGGAUCCUGGCCUCCCAGUCCCGAAUCCUACCCAGCCAUUCUGGCUAUCGGAGCCUUCAAAGAUAAGCACGCUCCAGUCCCCAUGGUCUGAGCACGCGGAUAUAGUGAUCAUCGGCUCUGGGAUUACGGCUGCCAGUCUCACCCGCACGCUGUACGCCCAUCGACCCGACCUGAAGAUUGUCAUCGUCGAAGCCCGCGAUCUGUGCUCCGGCGCGACGGGCCGAAAUGGAGGCCACGUUAAAGUCAUAAGUCCGGGUGUCUGGUUCGAGCGCGAGCGAAACUACGGAAGACAGGAAGCGCUCCGUGUGAUGCAGUUUGAGCACAGCCAUCUCGACGCGAUCGCUGCCUGUGUGAAGGAAAACGAUAUCCAAUGUGACUUCCGCCUGUUAGAAGGACUGGACUGCUAUCAUGACGAGGCUACUCUUGGCCGAGCGAAGCGGGCUCUGGAUGAGAUGCGCAAGUCUGUACCGGAACUUGCGGCCAGAUAUACUCUCUAUACCUCGAGGAAGCUGCUUGACGAGCGCCAUUGCUCGGACAAGUGUAUCGGGGCGAUUGGAAUGCCAGCAGCUUCGGUUUGGCCGUACAAGCUGGUCACGGCUCUAUUCGAACGAUUUGUCGAUGAGAACGGACUUUCCGUCCAGACAAACACGUCUGUCACCUCGAUCGAGGAUGAGGACGAUAGCAACGUCGCUACCGUUAGAACAACGCGAGGCGAUAUUCGAGCUCGUCAUGUCGUCCAUGCCACGAACGGCUGGAUGAGCCACCUUGUCCACGAGCUGCAGCCGUUCGUCUCGCCAGUGCGCGCGAAUGUGCAGCGUCAAGUGCCGCAGGGGGCUACUCUACGCGUCAACAGCUCUUUCUGGCUACUCUACGCGUCAACAGCUCUUUCUGGCUUCGCUACGCGGAGAAAGACUAUGACUACAUGAUCCAACGACCCGAUGGAGCGUUUAUCAUAGGCCGAGCCAACACCGGACGCCCAGCUACCAGUGACGACAGCGCAAGAGACCUCCUUCCACAUACCCAUCUCCGCGCCGUCGUCCCUCAGCUAUUUGAUUUCGGGACGGACAUAGUCGAAACCACGCAUGCCUGGAGCGGCUGCGUGGCCUUCACCCAGGAUGCCAAUCCCUUUGUGGGACGCAUACCAUCGCCCAAUAGAAGGCAUCAGUGGGUUUGCGGUGCAUACCAGGGGAUCGGCAUGGUUCGGGCCUUUCGGUCGGCACAGAUGCUUGCAUUGCUGAUUCUGGGACAAGAGAUUCCGGCCGAGUAUCCGAGAUCGUUGCUCCUCACGGACCUGCGAUGGAAGAGCUUGGAGAGUUCGGUCAAAGCGAAAUUGUAGUUACUGUCCUGAGAUUGAGUACUUUGUUGAGAAAAUCCGCAUGUCU